Molecule: messenger RNA, 4391 nt
Organism: Callorhinus ursinus (northern fur seal)
Lineage: Eukaryota; Metazoa; Chordata; Mammalia; Carnivora; Otariidae
Source: RefSeq, a predicted model, not a curated record
CUGUACCCCCCGCACAGGAGGAUGAGGUGUGUACACCCGUGUUCGUGUGGCCUGAGUCUCAGUGCUUAUGUUAAACUCACAAGGCUGGAACCCGCCUUAAUUCUCUUGCUGUACGAGGUGACCUUUUGGUUUAAGAAAUUGUUCCAGAAUAUCCGGUUAUCUGAAUUUCAGUUUUAAAAGGAGUUUUGUCUCGCAGGCGGGACCACAGUGUUUUCAACUACUGAAUGUCACCCUGCACACAUCUUGCAUACACCCGCAUGUCAGGAAGAGGAAACAUCUAGAAUCCUCCGUUUCAGGGGCGGAGCCUGCAGGAGGCCUUUCUGGGCGGUUCCCCCUCCUGCCCUCUGCUGUGCUUGGACUUAGUCUCUCAUGGUGGCCUUUACUUCCCUCUGCUGCCGGGAGGGUCAAGCCGUACACUGUCAUUGCUGCCCUGGAAGCAGGAUGAAGAUAGAUCCCUGAAGGAGCAGCGUGCUCACCUGGCAGACCAGGAGGCUGAUCCAGAAGGGGGAAGGGAUGUGCCCAGAGCUGGCUGGUGAUGGGCCUAGAGUUAGUCUUCGGGGUUCUUGCUACAUUUGAAUAAACAUCAUUUCUCUUGAGUUGUGUUCUCAAAGAGCUACAUUUUUAUGCUCCACACACGAGUCGUCCUGUGGCCUCAGCAUCUGCACAAGUUCCUAAAGCACGGCGUCAGACAGUGCCGUGAGCCCGGAGAGGCAUCCUGCGGAGAUGUUACAGCCUCGCGUAGCCAGAAGCCAGCUCCCGGGACCCCUCGACGCUCUGGUCCACAUUUGAAGGGAGGAGCGGCCACCGUCCCCCUCAGAGAAGGCCAGGAGUUCCAACGGUGUGGACACGCCCAGGGACAGUGUGACACGAGUCGUCUCUCCUGCAGAGAGGCAGGGAGGCGGCAGCAUCGCUGUCACUGGAGGGGGGAUCAGAGGAGGAACUGUGGCUCGUGGUGGCCCAGGAUCAGUGGAACGGGACAGGCCGGUGAGGGAGCAGAGCACAGGGGGAGGAGAGGCAAGGAGUCCGCCAGGACCCCCUCCCACGUGUGUCCUCCCCAGCCCCUGGGGACAAGCCACUGCCCCCCAUGGCCUCCAAGCAGGCCGCUGGGCGGAGCCCAGGGGAGAAGCGCAAGAGGGUGGUGCUGACCCUGAAAGAGAAGAUUGACAUCUGCACGCGCCUGGAAAAGGGGGAGAGCAGGAAGGUGCUGAUGCAGGAGUACAACGUGGGCAUGUCCACCCUGUACGACAUCAAGGCCCACAAGGCGCAGCUGCUGCGCUUCUUUGCCAACUCAGACUCCAACAAGGCCCUGGAGCAGCGUCGCACCCUGCACACGCCCAAGCUCGAGCACCUGGACCGGGUCCUGUACCAGUGGUUCCUGGGGAAGCGGGCCGAGGGCGUGCCCGUCUCAGGCCCCAUGCUCAUUGAGAAGGCCAAGGACUUCUAUGAACAGAUGCAGUUAACGGAGCCCUGCGUGUUUUCUGGCGGGUGGCUCUGGCGUUUUAAGGCCAGGCACGGCAUUAAGAAGCUGGACGCGUCCAGCGAGAAACAAGUGGCCGACCACCGAGCAGCCGAGCAGUUCUGUGGCUUUUUCCGGAGCCUCACGGCCGAGCACGGCCUGUCCCCUGAGCAGGUUUACAACGCCGAUGAGACCGGCCUUUUCUGGCGGUGCCUGCCCAAUCCCAGCCUGGAAGGUGGGACAGUGCCCGGCAUCAAGCAGAGCAAGGAUAGGCUGACUGUCCUCAUGUGUGCCAAUGCCACCGGCUCCCACAAGAUCAAGCCCUUGGUGAUUGGGAAAGGCGGCGGCCCCCGGGCCUUUGGGGGCAUUCAGCACCUGCCUGUUGCCUACAAAGCCCAAGGUAACGCGUGGGUGGACAAGGAGAUUUUUUCGGACUGGUUCCAUCAUAUCUUCGUUCCGUCGGUGGUGGAGCACUUCCGGGCAGCGGGUCUGCCCGAGGACAGCAAAGCCAUUCUGCUGCUGGACAACGCCCGCGCCCGCCCGCGGGAGUCCGAGCUGGCCUCCGGUAACAUCUUCACCGUCUUCCUGCCCGCCACCGUCACCUCGUUGAUUCAGCCCAUGGACCAGGGCAUUCGGAGAGAUUUCAUGAGGCACUUCAUCAACCCCCCCGUCCCACUGCAGGCCUGCCACCCCCGCUACAGCAUGAACGACGCUGUCUUCAACGUGGCCUGCGCCUGGAGUGCCGUGCCCCGUGACGUCUUCAGCCGGGCCUGGAGGAAGCUGUGGCCCGCGGUCACGUUCGCCGAGGGCUCGUCUUCGGAGGAGGAGCCGGAGCGCCUCCGAGCGAAGCCUCACGAUCAGACUUUUGCACACAUCCUGGAGCUGGGAAGAGAGGCCCCGGCCCGCCCUGGCAGCCGGCUUCCCCGGGGCACGGCUGCAGAGCAGGGCGGGCUGGGUCGUGUGGCUGGAGAGGGCCUGGCCCCGGCUGCCGGGAGCCCGGAGCAGGCCGAGAAGGACGGUGACGAGGCGGCCUGGGAGCAGGCGGCCUUGUCCUUUGACGCCGUGGUGCGCUUCGCUGAGGGACAGUCCUGCUUCACGGCGCAGGAGGUGGGGCAGCUGCGUGCGCUGCGCUCGGUGUUUGCCAGGCAGAGGCAGGUGAAGCGGCGGCGUGUGGCCCUCAGGGCCAUGGUCAAACUCGAGGCCCCCCAGGAGGCCCCCCCUCUGCCCUGCUCCUCCACGGCGGGCGAGCACUGACGUCGGCGCAUCCCUCACCUGCGGGCCGGAGCUUGUCCGGGAGGUCGGGAUGCCUGGUGUGGGCUCUCGGCCGCUCGGGAUGGCCCAUCCCCGCGCGUCUGGUUCAUCGCGGGCUUACCAUGUUUUCCGUCCUGGCACGUCAGUGUGAGCAGCCGCUCCGGAAGGGUCCCGUGCACCCGAAGCCGAGCGGAGCGUCCCGUGGCCAGAAGCCAGGACCGUGCCAGGCAGAUUCUGGCCUCGUGUUUGCCAGCUGAGCCCUGCUGUGUGUGUGGGUGGAGAUGUCUGUCCAUCCAGGAGGAGCAAAGCCGGCCCUUGGGCCAACUGAUGGCAGUACCUGCAGCCACUUGCCAGGGCUAGUGUUUCCCUGGGCCCACCUGCCUUCCCCUUGGGGCGUGGUCUGUGGUGUGGCGCCGUCCCUGAGUCAGGUGGGCGCUCCUGUCUGUGGCUUUAUAGGUGGCGGGUCGUCACUUCAGCCAUGAACUCAUUUAGCUGCGCCAGCCUCCUGCAAGUUCCUCCGUGUUGCCAGGAGGUCUCACCCCUUGGGCUGGGACCCCAGGGCGUGGGGGCCGCACAUCGGGUUGGCACGGCAGAGUCGCUUCCCCUAACGCAAGCAGGACUGUCUGCCCAGGCCUCCCGUUGCCCCGAGGGGGCCCUGGCGCACUGUGGGCAUGUCCAGCGUCCUGGUGCCGAAUCUACUCCGUUGUCCGAGCCCCCGUUGUGCAGGAGUUCGUGCUGAUCGCCUGCAUGUCACUGAAUUUGCUGAGGCGUUCAGAAAUGUGUCUUAGGCGUGCACUCGUGACCCUGCGUAAGAUGAGCUGUUUGGAUUUCCAGCUGUGUUUGAACUUCGGCGUUGGCUGUUCAUGCCUCAGUACCCCGUGCGGGGAAGAGCCGGCUGCACGGCUUGGUUGUGGGAAGAUUGUGGCUCCCUGCUGCCCGUAGCCUGGACUGGCCCCCGGGGACAGCGGCACACCCUCCUUGCGCGCAUAUGGGGGGCUGUGACCUUCUGUCUUUCACCUCUGCGCCCUGGCAUUCCGGCCUGGCCGUUCGGCCAGCUCGUGGUUCUCAGGCCGCCCCCCGCCCCCGCGACGUUUGGUUCACUGUCCACUCCUCUGCUGUGUGUGCAUCUUCCCAAGCAUAAGGCGACGGUUGUUGCUGCCACAGUGUCACCCUGUGGACGUGCGUGCUUCCUGCUUCAAAUGCAGGGCUGAAGGUUGUGAACCGAGCAAGGCCAUUUUUCAGAGCGUCGUUGUAGAGCCUUCAGGCCAAAUUGCCUCAGGGCUGUGCUGCCGUUGCGCCCUUUUCUUCCUGUGCCCAGGGUGACAUCUGUGCAUCCGUGUGGUUGGCUGCCAGUUCGGACUCAUGUGGCCCUGUGGUGUUGAAUUGCAGCUGCUUGCGGUGUCACGGGACGUGAGGUGUCAGGGGUCCCUGGAGCGCCUGUCCUCAUGUCGGUGUAGGUGGUGGCGGCCCGGAGAGGCGGCCGGAUGCUGAGGAGCUCCCCCGUGCUUCUCGAACAGUGGGACUUCACUGGCUGGGUGCAGCCAGGGGAGGGGCAGGACACGUGGGGCUCCUGGGUCCCCUGUGGAGGCUUUGUCCCAUCAGACUGUAGACCCCAGGCCAUGGAUUCGUGACCUGCCCCUGUCCUGGCUGUUCUGUGGCCGGUCAGUAAAUGCUUGUCAUCGGA